This is a messenger RNA of Magnolia sinica, 3229 nucleotides long. RefSeq lists its product as uncharacterized. Gene Ontology annotation, molecular function: metalloendopeptidase activity. NCBI's taxonomy places the organism in Eukaryota, Viridiplantae, Streptophyta, Magnoliopsida, Magnoliales, Magnoliaceae. Gene Ontology annotation, biological process: cell adhesion; proteolysis. The coding region runs from base 337 to 2856 and encodes 839 amino acids. The record is from RefSeq and is a predicted model, not a curated record. Gene Ontology annotation, cellular component: cytoplasm; membrane. The transcript is spliced from 17 exons.
CCCCCCCCCCUUCUCUCUCUCUUUUUAUUUUUUGCUUUCUCUCUCUCGUCUGAUUGAACUGAAAAAAACCGCUCUCGAGUUAUUAAAGUCAGGCGCAGCAAAAACCACCUUCUAAAACCGCUCUGGAAAUAAUCAGGAGCGGUUUCCGGUUUCCCGUACGGCUCUCUGCAACUGGAGUGGUUUCUCUCGGACUCUUCUGUUUCUGGAAGGGAAGGGGAAAUGAGGAUGAACCGGCGGUUUUCCUGUAGACCGGGUUCGAUUGGAAAACCGCUGGCGGUUUGAUGGAGAGUGGUUUUGGGGGGGUUUCUGUCUCUUCUUCGUCCCGCGUUUUGAUUGAUGGAGGUGAAGUUCCGGAGCGGAUGUCGGAUUUUAUUCGUCGCUGCGGUUUUAGAGAUCAUAUUGCUUCUGAUGCGGAUCGAAGCAGCUCAUGUCAAAUCACAAGAAAACCAGAUACAUUGGCAACGUCGUGAAGCAGAAGGAAAAGAUGUUCUCUCGCAUUCCUGCAUCCAUGAUCAGAUACUAGAUCAGAGGCGGCGUCCGGGCCGCAAGGAAUACUCGGUCACCCCUCAAGUCUAUGUGGAGGCUGACUACUUGAGAACCCAUCAUCGCAAAGGACGGGCAUUGCUCGGAGUUUCCCAAUCAUCGGAGCUGAAGGAGGAUGUGAGGCAGCCCAUCAGGAUAUAUUUGAAUUAUGAUGCUGUUGGGCACUCUCAUGAUAGAGAUUGUCGAGGUGUUGGCGAUGUUGUGAAGCUAGGAGAGCCUCCUGCCACUUCGGUUCUGGGCUCGCCUGCAUGUGAUCCUCGUGGAGAUCCUCCGGUUUUUGGAGAUUGCUGGUAUAAUUGUACAUUAGAUGAUAUAUCUGGAGAGGACAAGAAGCAUCGCCUUCGUAAGGCUUUGGGGCAGACGGCAGAUUGGUUCAGAAGAGCCUUGGCUGUUGAGCCUGUAAAAGGGAGCCUGAGGUUAAGUGGGUAUUCUGCUUGCGGCCAGGAUGGUGGGGUACAACUUCCGCGUGAAUAUGUAGAAGAGGGUGUUGCUGGUGCUGACUUGGUUCUUUUAGUAACUACGAGACCUACGACGGGUAAUACUCUUGCAUGGGCAGUGGCAUGUGAGCGGGAUCAGUGGGGCCGUGCAAUUGCCGGGCAUGUGAAUGUUGCUCCUCGUCACUUGACAGCUGAAGCAGAGACUUUACUUUCGGCUACUCUAAUACAUGAGGUUAUGCACGUUCUCGGAUUUGAUCCUCAUGCCUUCGCACAUUUUAGAGAUGAGAGGAAAAGAAGGCGUAGUAAGGUCACUGUGCAAUCUAUGGAUGAAAGGCUUGGACGGAUGGUGACCCGGGUGGUUCUUCCACGUGUCGUGAUGCACUCGAGAUAUCAUUAUGGGGCCUUCUCUGAGAAUUUUACUGGCUUGGAGUUGGAAGAUGGAGGAGGACGGGGUACAUCAGGAUCGCAUUGGGAGAAGAGACUUCUGAUGAACGAGAUCAUGACGGGAUCAGUGGAUACAAGAUCAGUAGUUUCAAAGAUGACACUGGCUUUAUUGGAGGAUAGUGGGUGGUAUCAAGCUAAUUAUAGCAUGGCGGACCGCCUUGAUUGGGGUCACAAUCAAGGAACGGAAUUCGUCACCUCCCCUUGUAAUCAAUGGAAAGGGGCAUACCAUUGCAACACGACACAGUUGUCGGGCUGUACAUAUAACAGAGAGGCGGAAGGGUACUGCCCAAUUGUAAGCUAUAGCGGGGACCUGCCGCAAUGGGCUCGCUAUUUCCCUCAGGCUAAUAAAGGUGGGCAGUCUUCAUUGGCUGAUUAUUGCACGUAUUUUGUUGCUUAUUCGGAUGGCUCAUGUACUGACACAAACAGUGCACGGACGCCAGACACAAUGUUGGGGGAAGUGCGUGGAAGUAGCUCUAGGUGCAUGGCUUCUUCCUUGGUGCGCAGUGGAUUUGUUCGAGGAUCUAUGACCCAAGGGAAUGGUUGUUACCAGCAUCGAUGCAUAAACCGCUCAUUAGAGGUCGCUGUUGACGGGAUCUGGAAAGCGUGUCCUGAGGCUGGAGGGCCAGUUCAAUUCCAUGGUUUUAAUGGUGAACUGAUCUGUCCUGCUUACCACGAACUAUGUAGCACUGCACCAGUUCCCUUAUAUGGCCAGUGUCCUACUUCAUGUAAUUUCAACGGUGACUGUAUUGACGGAAGGUGUCACUGCUUUCUUGGGUUUCAUGGCCGUGACUGCAGCAAACGUACUUGUCCUGUGAAUUGCAAUGGACGUGGCAGGUGUAACUCGAAAGGGAUUUGCGAGUGUGAGAAGGGGCACACUGGCAUUGACUGCUCAACAGCUGUUUGCGACGAGCAGUGCAGCUUGCACGGUGGAGUCUGCGACAAUGGCGUGUGUGAGUUCCGCUGCUCUGACUAUGCGGGAUAUACAUGCCAGAACAGCACCACACUCUUCCCUACCCUUUCAGUCUGCGGGGAUGUGCUGGCCAGGGAUGCAGCAGCGCAGCACUGCGCUCCGAGCGAGCCCAGCAUACUGCAACAGCUAGAAGCAGCUGUGGUCAUGCCCAACUACAACCGUUUGAUACCAGGUAGCCGGACCUUGUUCAGUAUCCUCGACAAUGGCUAUUGUGCUGCAGCUGCGAAGCGGCUCGCCUGCUGGAUAUCGAUACAAAGGUGUGACAAGGAUGGAGAUAAUCGGCUACGGGUGUGCCACUCGGCAUGCCGGUCCUACAAUGCGGCAUGUGGGGCCUGCCUCGAUUGCUCGGACCAGACCCUCUUCAGCAGUGAAGAGGAAGGCGAGGGGCAGUGCACCGGUUAUGGUGAGAUACGGCCGUGGUGGCUGCGCCGCUUCCGGAGCCUCUACUCGUCUUCCUCUUAGUAGUAGCUGGUACAGGACAGCCUUAGGAAAGUGUCUGUAAAAUAAUAGUGUUAUGUAUUUUUUUUGUAGGGUCCUUAUUGUAGGCAAUGGUGGCACGUGCUGCACGUGCACCCAUCUAGGAUUUUCUUCCAAUCAGGCCCAAAAUCCUUGAAGAAGAGGAUUUUUUUGGGUUGGGCUUUUCAAGAUGUGGGUCCCAAAUAGAGAAGGGAAAAAAAAAGAAAAAAGGAAAAAAAAAAAAUGUAAAAGAAGCUGUGUUAAGAGAAGGUGGUGGAAAGAGAAGAGGGUGGGCUCAGUCCCUUUCAACGGUGGUUGUAGCCUAUUUGGCUUAUGCCUGUUUUCCUAAUUCCAUUCCUUUUCAUUGUUGGGUCUUGAA